CAUUUUUUCCAAAAGUAUGCUUAUUUGCAACAAUUAUUGAUAUUGGUUCGGCUAAUCAUCCGGAAAAACAAGGAUUCGGAGAGUAGUGCCACCAGCAGCAGCAAUGACAACAAAUUCCAUAUUCCAGUUCUGUUGCAACUGCAACAAAAUUUUGCUACAGUCAAUAUUGACAUUUAUGGCGAUUACAGUCUUUUCCAUGUUUCUUUGCAAGAGAAAAACGAAGUCGAAAAAGGAGAAAGUCAUAGUCCGGAUAUAGGAAGGCGCAAAAAGUCAGCAGCCGAAUCAUCAGCUGGCAAAAAACAAUCAGAACCAGAUUCACAAGGGUCAAGUGCCAGCAAACAAUCAAAAACAGAGCAGGAACUAGGUAAAGUCGAGGCAGCACUCAUUGAACGAACUCAGGAAAAAGACGAUGAUACACCGCUGGAGAGCGAUAAAAGUGAGCGGGAAGCUAAAGAAGCAAAAACCAAGAGCGAUUAUAAAAAGGAAAAAAUGCCGGUUGAUGUGAUUGAAGUCCCAUGUGGUCCACUGGAUCAAACUCAGCGCACUACUUUAAGUCCAGCAAAAGCGCAAUCACCACCUGAAAUGUUAUCAGGCAGAGAGGAGAAAGCAAACAAACUCGACUGCAGCGAUAAGCAAACGUUCUCGAGUUUUCCGGCAGGAAAAGCAUAUGUUCCUUUAACAAACUCAUUCAAAGGAUUCACUUUGGUGCUUGUUCUUUUCCAGCAGAAGAAUGGGGGAAAUGGAUCGAACGGUGCCGCCGAUGAAGCGUCAGAAUCGAGUACAGAAGAAGAAAAAACAGAAAAGGCUGCGGAAAAACCUAAAACGUAUUUGCUGUAA
This is a messenger RNA of Gongylonema pulchrum, 837 nucleotides long. The record is from the annotation of a GenBank genome assembly. Lineage: Eukaryota; Metazoa; Nematoda; Chromadorea; Rhabditida; Gongylonematidae.